AUGUCGUUCGUUGCUACCGCCUUCACUUCUCUGCUUGCCGUCCAGGCCGCUCAGGCCAUUCCUUUCUCGCGCCGUGCUGCAGCUGGUCUGAACACGGCUGCGCAGGCCGCCGGUCUCGAGUACUUUGGCUCCGCUACCGACAACCCGGAACUUACCGACACCGACUAUGUCGCUGGCUUGAACAACACUGCAGACUUCGGCCAGAUCACUCCUGGUAACUCCAUGAAGUGGGAUACCAUUGAGCCCUCCCGCGACAGCUUUUCCUACACCAAGGGAGACGUCAUCGCCGAUCUCGCCGAGGCCAAUGGCCAGAAGCUGCGCUGCCACACCCUCGUUUGGUACAACCAGCUGCCCAACUGGGUCAAGACUGGUGGCUUCGACAACGCUACCCUUGUCGAGAUUCUGAAGAACCACGUCACCAACGAGGUCACUCACUACAAGGGUCGCUGCGACCACUGGGACGUUGUGAACGAGGCUCUUGACGACGAUGGAAACCACCGUGAUUUCGUCUUCUACAACACCAUUGGCGAAGCUUACAUUCCCAUCGCCUUCGCCGCCGCCGCCGCCGCCGAUCCCGAUGCCAAGCUGUUCUACAACGACUACAGCAUCGAGUGGUCCGGCAACAAGCAGAAGGCUGCCAAGAAGAUUGUUGAACUGGUCCAGUCCUACGGUGUCAAGAUCGACGGUGUUGGCCUCCAGGCCCACUUCACUGUUGGCAACACUGUUGGCCAGGACGCCUUGGAAACCACCAUCCAGGACUUCGCGUCGCUUGGCGUCGAGGUCGCCAUCACUGAGCUUGACAUUCGCAUGGAGACCCCGGCUACCGAUGCCAACCUCGAGCAACAGGCUACCGACUACGCCUCUAUUGUCAACGGUUGCUUGAACCAGAAGGAUGCUUGCAGGGGCAUCACCAUCUGGGACUACACUGACAAGUACUCAUGGGUCCCUUCGACCUUCUCCGGCUACGGUGCUGCCCUUCCGUGGGAUGAGAACUUGGAGAAGAAGCCCGCCUACGAUUCUAUCCUGUCCGCUCUCCAGGCGGCAGCCGGCACCAACGGCACCAGUACGUCCACUCCUGCAGUCGAGACCACUCCGGCUGCCGCCACCCCCACCCCUACUGCCACUAAGGCUUCGAGCAGCGCAGUAGUCGCCCCGUCGGCGACUUCGGUCGAGGUUGCGGAGACUACUGCUGCGGGGACCCCUGUCGAGACUCCCGCUCAGACUCCCAUCGGGACUGCCGCCGAGACCCCUAGCUCUACUCCCGCCGCCUCCACCGGCAGCUCCGGCAGCGCUGUCUCCAAGUACGGCCAGUGCGGCGGUACGAGCUACUCCGGCGCCACCACCUGCGAGAGUGGCUCGACCUGCAAGGAGUGGAAUCAGUAUUAUUCUCAAUGCAUCUAA
Molecule: messenger RNA, 1401 nt
Organism: Diplodia corticola
Lineage: Eukaryota; Fungi; Ascomycota; Dothideomycetes; Botryosphaeriales; Botryosphaeriaceae
Product: glycoside hydrolase family 10 protein
Exons: 3
Coding region: 1-1401 (466 amino acids)
Biological process (GO): carbohydrate metabolic process
Cellular component (GO): extracellular region
Molecular function (GO): cellulose binding; hydrolase activity, hydrolyzing O-glycosyl compounds
Source: RefSeq, a predicted model, not a curated record